AGUGUCGCGGUUAAAGAAAUCAGUCUACGUUGAACACUCAACCAUGCAACUACUCUCAGCAGUUGUACUGCUCCUGGUGUGUGGGUCAGGAUAUGUGUCAGGAGAUGGAAAAUAUUGGUGGAUGAACUCAGGAGCUUUUAACAACGGGGGAGCAGGGAAUAAUAUUCAAAACAAUAACAAUCACAAGGCGCAUAAUAAUCAACAAGGUGGGACCAACCUGCAGCCUGGAAAUAAUUAUCAAAACUCAGGAAACAAUUAUCAACAACCAGGAAAUAGUUUCCAGCAGAAUAAUCCAGGAAAUAAUUUCCAGGGAAAUCAAGAUAACUUUAGCCCCUGUCCACAAGACCUCUCCUGUCUCCCCCAAAAUGAAUGUUGGACCCCCCCUGAAGGGGCAAUUCUUCCCAGGGUAGCAAGUUUUCAAGAUUGUGGAGUAAAUGAGGUAUGCUGUACCCCCAGCCAACCUGAAAAAUCUGAGGAUCUAAUCUUACCAGACACUGUAAAUCCGUCCAGUAAUAGCAUUAAUCCGGAAUCAGAGCUCCCAGAUCUAAUAACAACAGAAUGUCCUGCUGGUAUGCUUUGUGUGUCUGGUAACUAUUGUGAUAAUAAUACAGAAGUUACAACAAGCCCCCUUCAGCUCUCACUAGCAGAUCAAGAUUUAAGAAAAAAGCUCAUUCCGUGCAUGAACCAGAUAACCAGGCAGCUUGAAGUAUGUUGUAACCAAGUAGAAUCUCUUGACUAUCCUACCUCGACUGAUACAACAGCUGUUUUGUUAGCUGACGGGUCGGAAUCAGCUGACUUAAAUGAAUCAUCUGAUUUAUCCGAGUCAGCUGACUCUGAACUUGAAACUAGCGAAAGUGUAAGCUCAGCUAAUCUUGUGCUUCCAGGAAGUGUACUGCCUGCCACACAAGGCCUAGUUAACUCACCUAACCAGGGAUCAUGCCCUGUAGUAAAUAAUAUUCCACCGGUUGAACAGUGCGCGGGACGUGCUUCCAACUGUUGGAGUGUUGGUCAAACUGAUGUUGACUGUAUCGAUAACGCUCUGUGCUGCUUUGAUGGGUGUUCUAAUGUCUGCCAGGGUCAAGGAGUGAGGCCAGGUCUUCCUGUGCCACAAGUAAAUGCCAGGGGACAAUCUACCCCCUCAAACAACAACAAUGAUAUAGCCUCUGGGAAUGGAUUUAAUGGUCAGAAUGCAGCCUCAAAUAACAAUGGAAACAGGCCGGGAAAUAAUGUUCAACCCAACAAUCGCGUAAAAAGCAAUCAAGGCGACAGCAAUAGAAAUCCUGGUAUCAGUAACUCUGGGAUCCAAGGAAAUAAUGGUGGAUCUGGAUACAGCAGCCCUAAUAAUGUUCAAAAGGCAGCGUCAAGCAACAAUGUAAAUAGGCCUGUCAGUAACCGACAACCUAACAAUGGUGUAAAUAAUAAUCAAGGGAGUAACAGACAACCAAACAAUGGUGUAAAUAAUAAUCAAGGGAGUAACAGACAACCUAACAAUGGUGUAAAUAAUAAUCAAGGGAGUAACAGACAACCUAACAAUGGUGUAAAUAAUAAUCAAGGGAGUAACAGACAACCUAACAAUGGUGCAAAUAGUAAUCAAGGCAGUAGCUUUAACAACCUUGGGAACAGCAGUGGUGGUCGAAAAUCCUAUGGUGGUUCUGGACACAAGGGCCAAACAAACUCAAACAGCAACCAAGCCCCUGGUGUUAACACUAAUCUCGGAGUUGGGGCCUCGUCCAAUAGCAAUGGGUAUGGAGGCAACAGUGGAGGUUGCCAACCCAAUGGCGGUGGGAAAAGUGGUGGCUGUCAAAAUAAUGCAGGUCUAAAUGGAGGUUGCCAAAAUGGAGAUGGUUGCUCCAACGGGUACAGAGGAAAUUCAGGAUCAAUUUCACCGGUACAGCCUCCAAACCCCAGACCUGUUCAACCACAACAACAACAACAACAACAACCUCGGCCUGUUCAGCAACAACAAGCUCAGCCUUCUCAACAACAGCCAUUUGUGCAACAACAACAACAGCAACCAAGACAACCUGUACAACAGCAACCUAGACCAGUACAACAACAACAACAACCUAGACAACCUGUACAACAACAACCAAGACCUGUACAACAGCAAUCACAACAGAAUUUUGUACCUGCAGAUCAGAAACCCUUCACUCAAUGUCCAAGUGCUAUGAAAUGUGUUCCAAGGAUAAACUGUAAUUUCGAGGGAGUGAUGGUAAACGAAGUUUUCAAUCUUUCCCCAGAACUAGAGAUGCUUCGUGUUCCUUUGAUACCUUGUGUGAACCAACAAGCUGGAAAUGUUGUUGAUGUAUGUUGCAGAGAUCCUAAUUACCAGGAUCCCUGGCCCGACAUGAACAACAACAACAACUUCCAGGGAAAUCAAGGAAACCCAGGAAACCAGGGGAACCAAGGGAACCAGGUGUUCUUAGGAAACCAGGGAAAUAAUGCUGUUAAGAACAAGAAGAAGAAUACUGGAUACGGAAAAUAGUGACAUUUUUAAUUUGCAAGAAUAUGCUUUAUUUUAUAAAAAUAAAAGUUACAUUACUUUA
Molecule: messenger RNA, 2546 nt
Organism: Eurytemora carolleeae
Lineage: Eukaryota; Metazoa; Arthropoda; Copepoda; Calanoida; Temoridae
Exons: 17
Coding region: 44-2485 (813 amino acids)
Source: RefSeq, a predicted model, not a curated record